This is a messenger RNA of Eruca vesicaria subsp. sativa (arugula), 429 nucleotides long. NCBI's taxonomy places the organism in Eukaryota, Viridiplantae, Streptophyta, Magnoliopsida, Brassicales, Brassicaceae. The record is from the annotation of a GenBank genome assembly.
AUGUCGUAUCUUCUACCGCAUCUACACUCCGGCUGGGCAGUCGAUCAAGCGAUUCUCGCCGAGGAAGAGCGUCUCGUCGUCAUACGUUUCGGCCAUGAUUGGGAUGAGACUUGUAUGCAGAUGGAUGAGGUGCUUGCAUCAGUUGCAGAGACGAUAAAGAACUUUGCGGUGAUAUAUCUGGUGGACAUCACUGAGGUUCCAGAUUUCAACACUAUGUACGAGCUUUACGAUCCUUCGACGGUUAUGUUCUUCUUCAGGAACAAGCAUAUUAUGAUUGAUCUUGGAACUGGUAACAACAACAAGAUCAAUUGGGCUAUGAAGGAUAAGCAGGAGUUUAUUGAUAUCAUUGAGACAGUCUUCCGUGGUGCAAGGAAAGGUCGUGGGCUUGUGAUUGCUCCUAAAGAUUACUCCACUAAAUACCGCUACUAA